AUGUCCUCGAAUUUGUUUGUUGUGGAGCAUAAAUACCCCGAACAAGCAGACUUCGACAUAUUUUCAUCAUUUCGCUAUGAUCCCAACCUUCCCAGUAUGACCCUGCAACACCCUGGGAGCUACCCCGAACCCUUGGACUCGCCCUACUACCUACUGGCCUAUCACCAAGAGCGAAUCAUAGCUGCAGCACGCCAUUUCAAUUGGCAAGAUGUGUUUGAAAAUGGGCCAAUGUGGAUGAAUGGGGACGUUAAAACCCUAGACAGAUUCCUGAAUUGGCGAGUACCGGACAAAACUCGACCGUGGCGGUUGAAGCUCUCUCUACAACGCAACGGCCAUGCGUUUUGCGAGUUUUCAGAGACCGGUCCCAUGGAUCUGGUCAAUUUCUUGACCCCUGAUUUACACAAGAGUACAGACUCGACUGUUUGGCGUGUUCUCGUGGAUACGGAACGUACAGAACCGUCUGGCUUCACGACGCACAAGACCACUGACCGGGAGAACUACACACUUGCUCAGUCUCGGGGCAAUGUGAGCCCUGGGGCAAAGCCAGAAGAGAUUCUUAUGGUGAAUAUGGAGGGCGAGAUCAUGGAAGGAACUAUCACUACUCCAUAUUUCCGGCGCGGGGAUGCUUGGGUCACUCCGCCACUUACCUGCGGUGGUAAUGCGGGUACAACAAGAAGAUAUGCUUUGGAACAAGGGUUCUGCGUUGAACAGAAGGUCAAGGCUUCAGAGCUUAUGGAUGGAGAAGAAUGUUGGCUAAGCAAUGGUGUCCGAGGGUUUAUGCGUGGUAGGGUUUCUCUGAACCCAUCGCAAUGA
Molecule: messenger RNA, 813 nt
Organism: Penicillium odoratum
Lineage: Eukaryota; Fungi; Ascomycota; Eurotiomycetes; Eurotiales; Aspergillaceae
Product: Aminotransferase class IV
Exons: 1
Coding region: 1-813 (270 amino acids)
Biological process (GO): carboxylic acid metabolic process
Molecular function (GO): catalytic activity
Source: RefSeq, a predicted model, not a curated record